GAGAGAUUCCAUUCAACGCGGCAAGGCACAGAGGUCAACCGAACAGCAACAGGAGUACUCCUACCAUAAUCAUGGCCAACAACACCGCGCUGACGACGCAGGAUUCCGGAAUCCUGGCACGGUUCCUUAACGACCUCGCGGCAUCGCACCCGCGGCGCGACCGCGCCACCUCCACCACGCAGCCCGCGCACCAACGCCGGCCCAAUAAAUCCCCUGCGCUCCGCGCCCGCCGGCACGCAACCCUAGCCUCCCUCCCCUCCGCCGCCGCCGCCGCCGCCAUGGUGAGCGCCGAGGUCGGCAUCGACUACGUGCUGUGGACGGAGGCCGAGGUGUCCGCCCGCGUGGGCGAGGUCGCCGCCGAGCUCGCGGCCGACCUGCGCGCGCAGCCGGAGCCCGCCGUCGUCGUGGGCGUCGCCACGGGCGCGUUCCUCUUCCUCGCCGACCUCGUCCGCCGCGUCGACGUGCGGCUCGCGGUCGACUUCGUGCGCGUCGAGUCCUACGGGGCCGGCACAGAGUCCAGCGGCAAGCCACGUAUCACGUCCGACCUCAAGGUCGACGUGGCCGGCAAACACGUCGUCGUGGUUGAAGAUAUUGUGGACACAGGGAAUACUCUGUCCUGUCUCAUUGCUCAUUUGGAGAAGAAAGGUGCAUCAUCCAUAUCGGUUUGUACUUUCCUUGACAAACCAGCAAGAAGGAAAGUCAGUGUUCAGUUAGUGGGGGAUGGAAAAUUCUACCGAGGCUUUGAGUGCCCAGACUACUUUGUUGUUGGCUACGGUUUGGAUUAUGCGGAGCUCUACCGUAACCUGCCUUAUGUCGGAGUUCUCAAGCCCGAGAUGUACAAAAAGGAUUCAAGCAAUUAGAUCUGAUGUUGUACUUGCACCACGCGCGAGAGAUCAAAGUUACAAAUGAUACAAAGAUCUCAGUUACAAAUGAUACAGAGAUCUAGUUUGCUUAAUAACUUUGUAAAAGGAAAAUGCAGAAAUACGGCUAGUUUUACCCUUUUCUUCUGUUGAGGAAAACUGCAGUUUUCCAAGUUUCAGUAGCAUAACAUUGUUUGCCAUUGUUUGUCACCAAACAGCACCCCUGAAGGGAAAGAUGUUGUUGCAUGUGACAUGUUACAUUUUCAGUUUACAGGCUGAACAGCUUAUCUCAUAGUGAGAUGUGUCCUUGAAGUUACAUUACAUCUGGGAGAUUUCUUUGUGGUUAUCUUAAUUCCCUUGAA
Molecule: messenger RNA, 1222 nt
Organism: Sorghum bicolor (sorghum)
Lineage: Eukaryota; Viridiplantae; Streptophyta; Magnoliopsida; Poales; Poaceae
Product: hypoxanthine-guanine phosphoribosyltransferase
Exons: 3
Coding region: 72-860 (262 amino acids)
Biological process (GO): guanine salvage; IMP salvage; GMP salvage
Molecular function (GO): magnesium ion binding; hypoxanthine phosphoribosyltransferase activity
Source: RefSeq, a predicted model, not a curated record